AUGUUGGCAAACAUGACAUCAAAGUUAAAUGGAACACGGCCCAUGUCGAGCUGCUUUAACCCCUCAGAAGUGAGAAUUAGGAAGACCAUCAUUUACUGUCUGAUAUGUGCAGUUUCGUUAGUUGGAAAUAGCUUCAUUGGAAUAGUUGUCUUAAAGAUGAAAGCAUUGAAAAGGCCCAUAAGCGUUUUCAUUGUAAACAUGGCCAUGUCAGAUCUAUCGUUCACGAUUUUCCUGAUACCAAAGCAGUUGGUAAGUUGACACAUAGCCGGCACCUGGUUGAUCAGUGGUCCUCUUGGCAAAGUGUUGUGUAAGCUGUAUUUCUUCUCAGUAGAGGUCUCCAAUGUCGUUUCUAUACAAACCCUGUUUCUAAUCGCUGCAGAUCGGUUUGGAGCUGUCUUUUUUCACCUCCGUUACCCAGUGAUCAGUUCAAAGCAGUGCCGUUUCUUCAUUCUCGCCACUUGGAUCAUCGCAAUGGCCUUUAACUGCCCAAAUCUGAUUUCCUUUAAACUUGUCCGGAAUCCAAAAGGUCUAGCGUGUAAGCCGAAGUGGAGUGACGCAUUUGGAGGGUCCUUUUCUUAUGAAAGCUACGCUUCAGCAAGAUUCACUGUAUUCUGGCAUGUUCCGUUGGUGUUGAUUUCCGUUCUUUAUGUUGCAAUCGCUUUCAAAGUCAAAUCCCAGAAAACUCCGGGCGAGGAAUCAAUCAACUCAAGAGAACAGCGUUUGAGGAGAGAGAAGAAUGUUCUGAGGAUGUCUGUUGCUAUCGUGAUGACGUUCGCAGUGUGUUGGCUGCCGAUCAGUAUCUCCCAAUUGCUGCGUUAUCAUUCAUCUAGCAGCACUAUGAUAUCUUCAUGUGCCUUCCAGUACAUCAUGAUUAUUGCCGUUUUUCUAGCUUCAUCAAACUGUGCGAUAAACCCCUUCAUCUGUUUUCUCUUCAGUGAAAAUUAUAAUGUAAUGAGAAAACUGGUAUAG
Pocillopora meandrina is the source of this 969-nucleotide messenger RNA. NCBI's taxonomy places the organism in Eukaryota, Metazoa, Cnidaria, Anthozoa, Scleractinia, Pocilloporidae. The record is from the annotation of a GenBank genome assembly.